UGAAGGAGAACAAACGCUAAAGAGAUAAUUGAUUAGUAUUAUGUUGUGUUGAUAUGGCGUCACUCGUCACCUCAGCGCAUGUUAGCAACAUCAAACCCUUACGGUGUUCCACUCGGAAGGUUAACCGUGUGAACUGUGAACUUUCACCGCCAUCAUGUAGGGAAGGUCGCCGCAUGGUCUCCAUCUCUCUGGUUCUCUCCCCCUUCCUCCUCAUUCCGAACCGUGCUGAUGCUGAAGGAAAUCUCUUGGACAGAUAUGCUAAGAGAAAAAAGCUAGAACCUCUGGAGACUUAUGUACCCGCUGUAAUACUCACACAGUUCCAGAUCGAGGAUUUGGAUAAAACUUUAGAGGGUGAUGAACCUCAAUUCGCCCUCUGCAGGUCUCUACUUCGUUCCGGGCCUGCAGCAUCUCUUCGUAUAAAUAUUCGAGCAGUUGCGCAAUAUGCUUCAGACAGUGGCAAUGGUAAAACUGCAUUCAACAAUGUUGAUGAAUGCUUGAGGUCGAUUGAGGAACUUGACUCCUUGCUUCUGCGCGCAUCAAGAAAUGAUCCUGGCGCCUCAGUCAAAUCAAUGAAGACAAACGUCAAAUCUGCCCUUAUCGCUCUAGACAGAGAAAGAUGCUAUUCUUAAUAAGCUUUCUGUUUCAGCCUCUUACAAACAGUACCAUCGGAUGUGCUAAGUAAGGGAAAGGUUAUAGCUGAUUCAUACUUGGAUCGGGAAGACGUCGAAACAGAGAGCUUGGACCCUGGUUUAAAGCAAUUAGAAUCAAUACUAUGAAUUCCUAACAGGCAUACAAAUAAAAAAUGGAGAGCUUGUACCCUGAUUUCAUAAUAUCUUAUUGAAAAUAUCCUUGUUUAUAUCUCUA
Messenger RNA from Lathyrus oleraceus (garden pea), 864 nucleotides. RefSeq lists its product as uncharacterized. The coding region runs from base 54 to 629 and encodes 191 amino acids. NCBI's taxonomy places the organism in Eukaryota, Viridiplantae, Streptophyta, Magnoliopsida, Fabales, Fabaceae. The record is from RefSeq and is a predicted model, not a curated record. The transcript is spliced from 7 exons.